Salvia miltiorrhiza (redroot sage) is the source of this 1278-nucleotide messenger RNA. RefSeq lists its product as uncharacterized. The coding region runs from base 1 to 1110 and encodes 369 amino acids. The record is from RefSeq and is a predicted model, not a curated record. The transcript has 3 exons. NCBI's taxonomy places the organism in Eukaryota, Viridiplantae, Streptophyta, Magnoliopsida, Lamiales, Lamiaceae. Gene Ontology annotation, cellular component: endoplasmic reticulum.
AUGACUUCAAGAAAACACAAAACUCUCGAAGAAACCACGAAAAUGGCGAUGCAGACGCCAAAUUCCUCUGUCAAAUCGUCGCUCACAGUGGACACCAAUCCAUCAGAAACGAGAGACAUUUUCUAUUUCCCAGGCUGCAAGAAAGAUGCCAACUGCAAGUGCGAAAUCUGCAUCGCCAGCAUAAACGCGACGCUCGAUUUGAUGCCGCAGAGCACCAACCGAAGCUCCUUCACAAAAUCCUAUGCCCCACGAUCCUUCAUUUCAAGAAGCCCUGUUUCUUUCAACUCUUCCUCAGCUGAUCUUUCCACACCUAAAUCAAGUGCUCGGACGAUGACGGGUGUGCCGGCCUCUCCAACUCCGGGUUUGACAGAAAGAAUUUGUCGUCAGAAGAGAAGAAAUGAUGAUUUGAAAUAUGGGGUGUUUUUGUUGAGAACAUUUUGGUGUUUGAUCCUUGUUUUCGGCGUGGAGUAUGGGGCUUCUUGGAUGGUCUCUGGGGUUGCAAAGGCUAGGUUAUCUCCGGAAUUUGUCAAGAAUUUGGGUUCGAAAUCGAGGGAUUUCGAGAGUUUGAGUGGAAGGCUUGAGUUCUUGAAGAAUGAGUUGGAGAGGUUGGUCGGUGGAGAUGUCUUGGGCUGCAGCUCUGUUGAUCAUUCCUUGUGGAAAAUCAAUCAGGAUGGGCUGCUGCUUACCUCGCGAUGCGUACUCUAUGAAUCGAUGAUCGAGGAGGUAAGCAUUUGGGGAUGGCCACUGCAGACUGCUGGAUUGCUUGCAGCUGAGUAUUCUGCAAGAUCUUUCACAGUUAUAACAGGAAGAGUUAGAGAGUGGUCAAAUGGGGAUGCUAAGUAUCUAGUUCGGGAGGCCGGUAACAGUUCAUGGACACAAGAAAAAUGGAGUACCUCAGUGGUGCAGCUUGAGUCGAACACAUGGAUCCUCGAGUACAGAAGGAGCUUCAUCGGGCACAACCCGAAGUUGGUUUCAGCUGCGAUAGAGUUCUUAAGAUUCAAGCUCACAAUCCAGUUUAAGAAGAUGGAGAGAGAGUUCUGGUUGGCACCUGCAUUUGGAGGCCAAAAUUCUGAUGAUGAUAGACUAGGGCACAUCGUGCCUCCUACAUGAGAGAGUUAGUCAUGGAAGAUCAUCUCUUCUCAAUCCUCAUGAGAGAAGCUCUUCAUGUUUUGUUGAUGCUGCUAUUUCUUGAACAAGGGCACAUAUAUAUGUAGUGGUAGUAAUUUGUAGACACAAAUUUUUGCAAUAAUAUAUUUAUAUUCACUUUUUAUGGAAUAA